Molecule: messenger RNA, 5871 nt
Organism: Fraxinus pennsylvanica
Lineage: Eukaryota; Viridiplantae; Streptophyta; Magnoliopsida; Lamiales; Oleaceae
Source: the annotation of a GenBank genome assembly
AUGCAAGCCCCGCCAAUGGGAACACCAUCUGCAACUCCGACUACAGCCGAUCAAAAUUCCAACACUACAACAAAAACCGUCGACGCCUCAUUGUGGUGGGACCCCUUCAGUUCCUUACUUGCUGACCUCGAAAACUCCUUUCUGGCGUCCGAAUUCCCCCCUUAUCUGGAAAAGCAGUUGAAGGACAAUCAUGCUUGGUUUUUGAACACCAUUUUGCUAUUUAAACCUCCAAAUGAGAAGUCAAAAGAGGCUCUGGAUGCGCAGAAAAUAAAGAUUGGUUCUCAUGAGGUGAAUGUACAGCCCGAACUGAAAGACGUCGUGCUCAAAAUUAGUUCAGUUCUGUGUUUAGAUGAGGUGCAAUCGUACAUUAUUGUCAGAAGAUCGAUCACGAAUAAUGAUCUGGAAAUGGACAGCACACAUCAAAAUAUUCUUGAUUUGGUUAUGCUGGAGUACUAUGUAGAAAGACAACGUUUGUUGAAAUGCACAAGGCAGAUACUCAUGCAUGCGUUAUAUCUUGGAACGCGAUCAGAAGGGUCUGGUGUAUCAGAGGAGGCUCAGAGGUUGAUUUCUGAUGGACUUGAAAGUAAAUUACUUUCUGUCUUCCAGGACCUUCUAUCUGCCAACUACCCUGAGCAGAUGGAUGUUGACCUCUACACUCUAUGGGCUGAGGAGAUUCUUAUUGAAGAGAAUUUGAUCCUGGAAGUUCUUUUCCUGGCUUAUUAUGAGUCCUUCUGUACUUGUAAUGCAGAAAGCUGGAAAAGAUUGUGCUUGCUUUAUCAGGACAUCAUCACUGGUUCAUACAACUUUGGGAAACUGGCAAUAUCACCAGAAGCAGUUCGUUCUAUAUAUCAUGCCAAAGUGCAGCUGCUACUUAUUCUCAUAGAGGCUUUGGACCUGGAAAAUCUCCUUCAAAUGGUCCACGAUGAAAUUCCGUUCAGGCAGGGUUCUGUUGCUUUUUCCGUAACUGAUGUCCAAGAAAUGGAUUCAACGAUAUCUCGUUUUAAUGCUUUUGAGACCAAAGAAGCAGGUCCUCUGAUUCUUACAUGGGCAGUGUUUCUCUGUCUCAUUUCUUCUCUUCCGGAAAAAGAUGAGAAUAAUUUGCUGAUGGAGAUCGAUCAUGUCGGUUAUGUUCGUCAAGCUUUUGAGGUUUCAUCUUUGAGUUAUUUUCUCGAAAUUCUUGAGAGUGAAACAUUGAAGGAUUCUGAUGGUCCUAUUGCUGGUUACCAAAGUGUUUUGAGAACAUUUAUAUCCGCAUUUAUUGCAUCUUAUGAAAUCAGUCUCCAGUUUGAGGAUAAAAAUCUAAAAGUAAUUCUGGAAAUCCUUUGCAAAAUCUAUCGAGGAGAGGAGUCACUUUGCGUUCAGUUUUGGGACAGGGAGAGUUUCGUCGAUGGUCCUAUUCGGUCUCUUCUUUGCAAUUUGGAGGGUGAGUUUCCAUUCAGGACUAUUGAAUUUGUACAGUUCUUAUCAGCCCUUUCAGAAGGCGCUUGGCCGGCAGAAUGCACAUUUAAUUUUCUUGAUAAAUCAGUUGGCUUAUCAUCUCCAUUUGAGAUAAGUAGUGACUCUGUGGUGGAUGCUUCUUCAAAGAUCAUUGAAGCGCGCCAGCCUGUUCAUAUUCCUGGUGUUGAAGGCUUUGAAAUUCCCAGUAGAUCUCGCGGUCAUGUGUUGAGAAUGAUCGAUUGUAAUACUGCUCUAGUACGGUGGGAGUACACUGAAUCUGGAGUGCUUGUGCUUCUUCUGCGUUUUGCUCAAAAGGUGUAUUUGAAAAGCUUUGAGGAGACCACUGUUACUCUUGAUUUGCUAAGUCGAUUAGUGACUUUUAACACGGCCAUAUGCUAUGCUCUAAUGGAUGCUGGGAUUUCUUCGAGUGGUGAAGUAACUUCAGCAGGAAAACCAGAAAAAUAUCCGUUUGUUGAUUUGGUUGAGAUCCUAUGUGCUUUGGUCAAAAGCCUACCUCCCAACUGCAAUGGUGCAAUAAUGAUGUCCAUGGGAGUUACUAUUUUGUCAAAAAUGUUAAAAUGCUUGCCUUCUCAAUUAGCAACAAGGGUGAUGAAGGCAAAUAUAUUUGAUCUUGCCUUGGAGACAAAUCCCUUUAAUGUUAGCUCCAUUGGUUUAUCAAGUGGAUCGUGUUUGCUUUCUGGAAGGCUUGCCAAGAUGCUCUUGAUUGAUUGUGAGCAAAGUGAUUGCUCGCUGACACUUUCAGUGCUAGACUUCACAAUGAGGCUUGUGGAGAUUGGAUUUGAAAAUGAUGUUGUUCUUGCACUUGUUGUUUUCUCCCUUCAGUAUGUUCUUGUUAAUCAUGAAUUCUGGAAAUAUAAUGUGAAGCAUGCGCGCUGGAAGGUGACAACAAAGGUUCUUGAAGUCAUGAAAUAUAUUUUGUCAGUCUUGUACCAUUGGAAACUGGGUGAGGUCGUUCGAGAUAUUCUGCUUUGUGAUGCUUCCAUACACAAUGCACUUUUCCGAAUUGUUUGUACAACUACGCAGGGCUUGGAGAAACUUCAUCUUAGCCGCCUGAUUGAGAUGACGGAUAUUGAAGGAUUGCAACUAGCCAUAUCUACUGGCUUGGAUGUUCUUGUUAGUAUGGGAUCUGAUCUCUCAAAGGAUCUUACGAGUAUUUCAGUAUUUCAUCAAGCGAUGCUGUCACCAACAACAAAGCCAAUACCUGUGGCCACUGCUGCCAUGUCGUUGAUAUCGUACUUCCACAAUCCUAAGAUACAGGCUAGUGCUGCAAGGUUGCUGUCCAUGUUAUUUGUUGUGGAUUUUUCGCAUUCAUCUACAUUGAGCAAUGCUUGUUUUGGUCUGGAUGAUAAGCAGGUUGACAGAUGUAAGAAUUCUAUUUAUAGAAUUCUUUCUGAGCAUUCACCUUGGAGUGAAGAUCUCAUUGUUGCUACAUUGAAGCUGCUCAUAUUUUCUGCACGCUAUCAGCCUGCCUUUUGCAUUGCCGUUAUUGCUUCCAAAGAGAAUUUAAAUGCCCAAUUGGGCAAUACUGACUGUGAGCAGCAGCCUGAUAAAGCUGACAAGGGAUUGUUGCUCUCCAAGGAAGUCAGUCUUUUAGAUGCAAUUUUGCAAAAUGUUGGAAGAUCUGAGGAUCUAAUGAAAAGCAAACCCCAUAUAUUGUUAAAUGUGUUGGACUUCCUCAAGGCACUGUGGCAAGAUGCCCCUCAGUUUGCCAAUAUUUUGGAGCAGCUAAAAAAAUCGGAUAAGUUCUGGAGUCAAUUGACCAACUGUGUCACGCUUAUUUCCAGUAUUAAAGAUGAUUUUUCUGGAAAUUUGACCAAAAUGGAGCUUCAAAGUCAAGCUUACGGAUAUCAAUGUCAAUCGAUUGUUUUUGAAAUAUUGGCUUAUGAGAUAUUCCUGCAAAAGAAGCUUAUGCAUGCUGCAUUACUCAUAAAGCAAUCGUCUAAAUUGACUGAUGGAGGGGAAAAGGCAGAUAAUCCCCAAGUUCCAAAAGAUGCAAAUCUCACUAGCCUGAAGGACAUCUUUUCAACCUGGUGUAAGAGUUCAUUGUUGACUGACCUGAUCAAGUCAUGUGUUUCAUGUGAAUAUGAUAACAGUACUCACAUCCGUGCAAAGGUUGCUGCUGGUUUAUUUGCCGUGCAUGUGAUGCGAAAAUUAAAAACUGGUGACUUUGGAAGUUUGUCUGUAUCACUGGUGGAAAAAAUAACUAUUUUGUCACAGAAGUUGAGCAAGUUGCCAGCCUUUUCAGAAUUGUUAACACAAUACACAGAGCGUGGUUAUAGUGAAGGAAAUGAAUUGCACAAUUUAAUACUCAAUGAUCUAUUUUACCACAUGCAAGGAGAGCUGGAGGGCCGUCUGAUCGACAAUAGACCUUUCAAAGAGCUCUUACAGUAUCUUCUUGAUUCGAGCUUCUUGGAUACAUAUAAACAUAAACGUGAUUGCUUUUUACCAGAGUUUAAGGAUGUCUACUUGUAUGACACUGUUCGUUUACGAGCAGAUUUGGGAUUAGAAAUGUGGGACCUAUCAGAGUGGAAAACGUCAAAAGAAGUUGCAGAAACUAUGUUGCACUACUUGCAGGAUGUGAAUUUGAUGAUGUUCCUAUCAAAUACCAAGGUUUCUGCAUUGAGAGGACUAAUAACCAUGUUAUAUAUGCUAGAUGACAAUUCAACUGAUAAUGAAGCUUCAGUUGGUCUAAAGGUUCCUGAUCAAUUAGUUUCAUCAUGCAUCGAUCACAUAUGCCAGUGCCUCCGUGCUACAAUAGGAUCAUUAACCCCUGUUCAUGAUGCUAAUGAUGAUGCCCUUGAUAUCCUUGCUGGUCAAGCAGAGCUACUUCUCACCCUCAUCAGAUCAGAAGACAAAAGGUCUUCUUCUCCAGCUCGUGUUCUUGUAUUAAAGACCUCAGGUUAUGGUCUUAAAGUGUUGAGUGGCUGUAGGUCAUCAGCUGGUGUUAAAACAUCAAUGGAACAUUUUCUUAUGUUGAUUCUCUGUUCAGUCAAGUUGACUCGCAAGCAUUCACUUGCAGGCGGUGUUACUGGGAACAAAUCUGUUGUAGACUUUGCUGAGACAUCUAAUUCGACUUUGGGACUAUUACCCGUUCUUUGCAACUGUAUUGAACUCAAAGAUCAUUGUGCAUUGUCCUUAACAACUAUCGACUUAAUACUGAAAGGUUUCUCAACACCCUCUUCUUGGUUCCCCAUCAUACAGAAACACCUCCAAUUGCAGCAUAUUAUUCAGAAACUUCAAGAUAAAAAUUCAUAUGGAAUUGUUUCAAUAAUAUUGAAAUUUCUUUUGACCAUUGCACAAAUUAGACAUGGUGCCGAGAUGCUUAUAAAUGCUGGUUUUCUAGCGUCUGUAAGGGUUUUGUUAUCUGACCUUUCCGAUGGCAUGCCUUUCUCGGUGAUACUUAGUGAUAGGAGUUUCUCCAACAAGCUGGACAAGACUGAAAAGCCUCAACACAUUUGGGGACUUAGCUUGGCUGUAAUAACAGCGAUUAUUCACUCUUUAGGAGACAGUUCUACUAGUGUCGUGGAUUAUGUGAUGGCUUGCUUAUUGGUUGAGAAGGCCCCUCUAAUUUCUUAUUAUCUUAGUGCGCCAGAUUUUCCAUCUGAUGGUAAUGAGAAGAAGAGAGCUCGUGUCGUGAAAACGAACAUUUCUCUUAGUGAACUUAGAGAAACAGAACAUACAAUAAUGCUUAUCUGUGUCUUGGCCAGACAUCGAAAUUCCUGGACUAGAGACAUGAAAGUAAUGGAGUCGCAAUUAAGAGAGAAAAGUAUCCAUUUGUUAGCCUUCAUUAGUCAAGCAACUCAACGCCAUGGAGAAUCCCCAAAAAGGGUUGCCCCUCUAUUGUGUCAUCCUAUGCUCAAAGAGGAGUUUGAGUGGCACAAGAUGCCAUCAUUUAUAAAUAGCAGAAAUGGGUGGUUUGCUCUUUCUUCUCAGACACAAUUUUCAGACAUGAUAGCAACUGAGAUAUAUAAAGUCGCAUUUUUUCUUCUGAAGUUUUUGUGUCAACAAGCUGAAAAUGUGGCUAGAAGGGCUGAGGAGGUUGGUUUCAUUGAUCUUGCACAUUUUCCAGAGUUACCAAUGCCUGAUAUCCUACAUGGCUUGCAGGAUCAAGGGAUUGUGAUUGUCACCGAGUUGUGUGAAGCCAACAAGAUGAAGCAGCUUACCUCUGAAAUACGAGGCGUGUGUCUCCUUCUGAUGCAAAUGACAGUUAUGGCAUUGUAUUUAGAAUUUUGCGUCAUACAAAUUUGUGGAAUGAGACCUGUGUUGGGACACAUCGAAAAUUUCUCGAAGGAACUACGGUUGUUGAUAAGAGCAACUGAGGGGCUUUCAUUUUUGAAAGAACCGAUACAAUCCUUGAAGCAAAUUGUAUCAUAUGUAUAUCCCGAUUUACUGCAGACAGAAUCACUUUUUUGA